This is a messenger RNA of Saprolegnia parasitica CBS 223.65, 792 nucleotides long. RefSeq lists its product as hypothetical. The coding region runs from base 1 to 792 and encodes 263 amino acids. The transcript has 8 exons. The record is from RefSeq and is a predicted model, not a curated record. Lineage: Eukaryota; Oomycota; Saprolegniomycetes; Saprolegniales; Saprolegniaceae. Gene Ontology annotation, molecular function: Hsp90 protein binding.
AUGUCGAGCACAGACCUCCGCGCCCAAGGCAACGACGCGUUCGAGGCCAAGCGGUACGACGAAGCCGAGGCCUUGUAUGCAAAAGCGAUUCUACAAGACCCGCGGCAACAUGCGCUCUUCGGCAACCGAUCGGCCGCCCGCUUCCACCUUCAAAAGUUUGACGACGCGCUGCGCGACGCCGAAGCGGCGAUCGCACUCGACCCGCAGUGGGCCAAGGGGUAUUUUCGGCAAGGCCAGGCCCUCGAGGCCUUGGGCCACCUUCGCCGCGCGCAAACUGCGUACGAACACGCCGCUACGCUCGGCAGCAAGACGCGCGAGGUGCAGGCCAAGAUCGCGUCGACCAAAAAGCUCGCCGACAAGAUCGACCGCGAGAAAACGAUCCGGACGCGGGACGAGUGGAAGCAAGUGUACACGCACUUGUCGGAUACCAAGAUGCGCCUGGGUCUGCUCGUGGCCUUUUGGAACCAGUCGAGCAAGCCGGAGCGGUUCGCGUUCUUUAUGCGGUUCCUCGAGCUCCUCGCGGGGGGCAGUGCCCCCAGCCGCAUCUCCAAGUACGCGUCCGACGACAUGGAACCGAUCCCGGCCGGCAACUACGAAGAGCUCUUGAUUCCCGCGCCGUGGACAGCGUACUUUGCGCGUCUGGACCUGGCCAAGAAGGCUGAAAUGAUGCAAGACAUGUACCUUCUCGCGACGCCGGCCGAGCAAACCACGAUCGUCAACGACAUGAAGUACCUCAUGCACGAGCUCUCCGGUCGCGCCAAGACAGCCGAGAACGACGAGAACGACAAUUAA